This is a messenger RNA of Fibroporia radiculosa, 1449 nucleotides long. RefSeq lists its product as uncharacterized. Gene Ontology annotation, biological process: adenylate cyclase-modulating G protein-coupled receptor signaling pathway. The transcript has 9 exons. Bases 1 to 1449 code for a protein of 482 amino acids. Gene Ontology annotation, cellular component: heterotrimeric G-protein complex. Gene Ontology annotation, molecular function: G protein-coupled receptor binding; guanyl nucleotide binding; GTPase activity. NCBI's taxonomy places the organism in Eukaryota, Fungi, Basidiomycota, Agaricomycetes, Polyporales, Fibroporiaceae. The record is from RefSeq and is a predicted model, not a curated record.
AUGGGACAUUCCACAGACGAUGACCCCCUCACACUUGCCAUCGCUCCCCCACCGAACGAGACACCUGAGGAGAAGGAAGCGAGGUUGAAGGCUGAGGCCGAAGCCCGCAGCGUCAGUGAGAAGAUAGACGAGCAGCUGAAGGCCGAGAGGGCGGCGCUGAAGAAGAAGAAGCCAGUCAAAGUGCUGCUGCUCGGCCAAAGUGAGAGUGGCAAGUCGACGACGCUCAAGAAUUUCCAGUUAACAUAUUCUCCAAAGUCAUGGGCGGAAGAGCGCGAGUCAUGGCGGAUCGUCAUUCAGCUCAACAUCACACGCAAUGUUAACAUGAUCCUCGAUCUACUAUCUGAGGAGAUGUCCAAUCCCAGUAUCCUUUUGCAGGGCAGUGUCGAUUCGGAUGAAAGCGAUGAUGACUCCCCUCUGCCUGGCUCCCCAUCAAAUGCACCACUACGAUUUACUGACAAACAUGCGCUACUCAAGCUUCGCCUUGGACCUCUUCGAGGAGUUCAGCGGGACCUUGAGCAGAUCAUUGGCACAUCCUCCAAUGAAGAAGUUUUCUUCGCGCUACCCGGUGAUCCCCAAGCACUAUCUCCCCCAGCAUCCAAAUCACGGCCAAAGGAGGCUUUUAUCCGCGCCAACCAUACCUGGAAGCUGAAUAACAAGUCGCAGCAGGCAGCCGUAAAGCAUUUUAAGGAGAACAAAGUCCACGAGGCCACGGAGAUCAUUGCUGGCUGCGCAGACGACAUGCGUGCAAUAUGGGAUGACGCAACCGUACAGCAGAUGCUCCGGAAACGGCGGAUAAGGAUGGAAGCGAUGUCAGGCUUCUUCUUGAAUGAUGCUGAGCGUAUUGCUAUGCGGAAUUAUCAACCUUCUGACGAUGAUAUUGUCCGGGCUCGUCUGCGUACCCUUGGUGUCCAGGAAUACCCAAUCAAGUUUGAAACAGGACCUGCAACAGGAUCAGACUGGAUAUUGUACGAUGUGGGGGGCUCACGGACACAGCGCGCGGCAUGGUUUCCCUACUUUGACGACUGCGACGCAAUCAUCUUCCUAGCCCCAAUCAGUUGCUUCGACGAGCGGCUCGCGGAAGAUCGCAAGGUGAACCGAUUGGAGGACAGCUAUAUGCUCUGGAGACUCGUCUGUUCAUCGAAACUCCUCGCGAAGACGCAGAUCAUCCUGUUCCUGAACAAGUGCGACCUGUUGGAUCAGAAACUCAAGAGCGGGAUAUUUGUGAAGGAUCAUGUUCGGAGUUACGGAGACCGUUCGAAUGAUGCUGUGACUGCGAGUAAAUACUUUUCAUCACAUUUUAAAGAAAUCAUGAGGCGCCAUUCGCCGGAAUCCAGAACUUUCCGGGUGCAUAUGACGUCUGUCAUCGAUACGACAGCAACUGCUGCGACUCUGGGAGUCGUGGAAGAAGGCAUAUUGCAGGGUCAUCUUCGCUCAGUAGACCUGAUAUAG